Thrips palmi is the source of this 6035-nucleotide messenger RNA. It is a transcript of the gene trbd, whose product is annotated as ubiquitin thioesterase trabid. Gene Ontology annotation, molecular function: cysteine-type deubiquitinase activity; K63-linked polyubiquitin modification-dependent protein binding. Gene Ontology annotation, biological process: protein deubiquitination involved in ubiquitin-dependent protein catabolic process; protein K33-linked deubiquitination; cytoskeleton organization. The record is from RefSeq and is a predicted model, not a curated record. Gene Ontology annotation, cellular component: nucleus; cytoplasm. NCBI's taxonomy places the organism in Eukaryota, Metazoa, Arthropoda, Insecta, Thysanoptera, Thripidae. Bases 756 to 2840 code for a protein of 694 amino acids. The transcript has 11 exons.
CACACGGGUCUGGGUAGCCGUGAAAAUUAAAAAUGGCAGUCUUCACCGUAUGACGUAAAUAUUGUCUAGCCAAGUAUUUUGGUUGCUCAAGCAGGAUCUGGCCCCUUCACCUUGUUGUCCGUGCCUCUUGAUAGCACUUUUCUAGAAAUAGUUUGAAAUACGUGAACCAGUUAGUUCGUCAUACGUGUGAAAGUUGUUAGGGAGGGUGUCGAAUAAAGGGGGACAAUCGUCAAAGAACUCUUCCAAAUCCCUAAAAUUUCGUUUCUAUUGUGGUAAUGGAUUGGAUUAGUGUGUUGACAUUGUCAUUUUCUUCCUAUCUCAAGCGUCAAAUUUAAUGACUGAAACAUAUACCUAGACACCUGCCACUGCCAACUAAUUUUCGCAAAGAAAUAUGCAAGAUUCCAAAUUGUAUGUGCAACCAUCGUAACAAACAUUCAAUGUGUUUGUCACUCUGUCCAAAAUGGCCAAAUGGAUCAUGUUGUAACCAGGGUGUCAAAGGAGAAAUGUUUUUGCUAUACCCCUGCAAAAUCCAAAAUCUGUUUUCAAACCAUCAUCUAUAGUCUGCAGGAUUGAUUUCUGAUGUGGUCUCUCAAUAGUUGACAUUAAAUAUAUUCCCUAGAAGGGAUCUUGAGAGUAAGAUUUCCUUAAUAUUUGCUAAUGGUGCAGUCUAAUUAAAUUAGGCAGUGUUAUUUAUGUAAGAUCAGGUCACCUUCCUCAAGUGAGGGCUUCCUGUUUCUUUUCCAUUACUGUAAGCAAUGAGUAACACGUCCAAGUGGAUAUGCGAGUAUUGUACCUACGAAAAUUGGCCAUCUACCCUAAAAUGCACUAUGUGUCGUGGUGCAAAGCCACUUCUUGGAGAAGAUAUUUACCGUUUGCAAGAUGAAGAGGACACUCUAUCCAACAGUGGAAGCAUAAGUUUAGCAUCGGGACCACUCCGAGACUCAAGUUCUCACACUAAUAAUGGAAAAUGGUCCUGUGAUGCCUGCACAUACUUAAACUGGGAAAGGGCAGGAAGGUGCAUUCAGUGCUAUGGUCCAAAACCCGCAAGGGCUGGCGCUCAGAAUGAUGCACCAGUCGCAGGCCGUGCAGAGUCACCUCCUCAAAUAAAGGAACAAUGUGAAGCUGCAUCUGUCCGCAUUUGUUCAAGCUCUCCACCACCAAGUGAUAGAGAUAUUUCUCUCCUGCAAGGAUACAAGUGGCCGUGUUCUAUUUGUACCUAUGAGAAUUGGCCUAAAGCUCAGCGAUGUGUGAUGUGUAAUAAUCCAGCACCAAACAAUGCUUCAAACCCCUGUCGUUCUUCUCCUCGUCUAUCUCCAAGAAACUCCCCAAGGGCAUCACCCAGUGUCAUUGAUAAUGGACGAAAUUCCCCUCAAGAUGAUCUCACCAACGCUUUAAGAAGUUUAUCUGUGUCAAGAAGAGUUGAAGGAAGCAAUGAAAGUGUUAUUCAAGCUCAACUGAACAAUUGUGAAUAUGAACGGCGACUUCGUCAGUUGAGACGUCAGGCCAGCUGGGGCUGGCUGGCUGCAUGUAUGGGUGUAGUUGAUGGUGACCCAAGUCCAGUUGAAGCAUACCUUACAGCUGGCGGUGAUCCUGCUAGGCAGCUCACAGCUUCAGAAGUUGCUUUGCUGAAUCGCCCCUCAGCUUUUGAUGUAGGGUACACUCUUGUCCAUCUUGCCAUAAGAUUCCAUCGUGAUGACUUGUUGGCUCAACUUUUAUCCCAAAUUGAGGGAGGAGGCUCAGGAAUGAAACGUGUUCCAUCUUACGUUGCUCCUGACCUAGCCGCUGAUAUUCGUAGGCAUGUUGCUACUACUUUAAGGCAGAGGAAAGGAAGCUUCCCUUGCAAUUAUGUUACUGAAAUAACUACAUUUACCUUACCAGACACAGAUGAGUUACCCACUCCAGUACAGGAUCAGCUCUUACAAGAAUUGCUAGACAAUGAAGCACAAGCUACCCUUGAAGCUGAACCUGGAGUCAUCAACUGGAGCCUUGAGUUAACAGUCCAUUUGGGCUCAAGGCUGUAUGCCCUGUGGAAUCGCUCUGCUGGAGACUGCCUUUUAGAUUCACUGAUGCAAGCUACAUGGGGCGUUUUUGAUAGAGACAAUAUUCUGCGAAGAGCACUUGCUGAAAGUUUACAUCAGUGUGGCCAUGUGUUCUAUCCUCGUUGGAAAGAGUAUGAAACUGGGCAGGCACGACUUCUUCACUUCAGCUUAGAGGAAGGGCAGUGGCAAGAUGAUUGGGCUAGUUUACUGUCAUUAGCCUCACAGCCUGGUUCUUCCCUAGAACAGCUGCAUAUUUUCACCCUGGCACAUAUUUUGAGAAGGCCUAUUAUUGUUUAUGGAGUCAAAUAUGUGAAGAGUUUCCGAGGAGAGGACAUUGGUUAUGCUAGAUUUGAAGGGGUAUAUCUACCACUCUUAUGGGAGCCAGGAUUUUGCUCACGAUCUCCAGUUGCUUUAGGUUACACGAGGGGGCACUUUUGUGCUUUGGUGUCAAUGGAACCUGACACUGGCAGUGUUGGUCAAGCCAUUGCCUCAGACUGUGGGGAUAUUAGCUUUCUUCCUUUAAUGGACCGUGAAAGAAAAGUACUUCCUGUACACUUCCUCACUCAAAAUGAGAUGGGCGAUGAGGAAGCACUUCUGCGUCAAUGGUUAGAUGUGAGCUGUACAGAAAGUGGUCUCUUAGUGGCGCAUCAAACACUUGGUAAACGUCCCAUAUUAGUUGGUCAAAUGGUGGAAGAAUGGCUAAAUCACUACAGACGACUUGCGCAAAUGACUAGUGCACCUUUUGCACGACCUGUGCCAGUUCAAGACUAUUCAAGUGAGGGAGACUCCGAUGAAGAAUAGAAUAUUCAGCAUCACAUUGUGAUGUAUCAGCAGCACAUAACACCAUCUGAAUUCGAGCUUUUUUUAAAAUAUACAUAUAUAAAGAGAUAAUGGUCAAAAUAGCUUAUAAGAGUUCAUUUUUAAUACUUCUAUUUUAUGCGUUUAAACCUAAACCAAAAAUAAAUUUUCAAAUCGGAAGAGACAUUUAAAGCAAAACUCAAGUCAAACUGAAGUGUUUUAAUCUGGCAUCCAGGACAACAAAUUCAAUUGGUACUUCAAAUACAUUAUAAACCUUCAGUUUUGAAAUAUCCUCUUGUGCAACUCAAACUUGGUAGAGCAUGUGGAUCUUAGUUGAGAAAUUUUGACCUUCUGUGGGUUAUAUCAUAUUCAUGUUCCAUACUUCAUGGUUUAAGUACCUGUUUCUGAAACAGCCAAGCCAGAACACUGCCUUAAGGGUAUGCAUUACUGAAAUGAGUUUUGUGAAACUCUAAAUUUUAGUGUGAUAUUUAUUGAGAUAUCUAUUGGAAUUUUGCCAAUAUUUUUUCUCUUCUUGAGCAAUAUCUAUUCUGAAGUUAUUCAAAAAUUAUUUGUCUCCAUUUUGAAUGUGAAACCAUCAGAAAGUAAAAUAUGGCCUAUGUAUGUUGACAGUGCUACCUUUGGAAAACAUUUUUCUUAUAUCACAGUAUCUUAUUGUGGUGCGAAAUUUCGUGUGUACAUUUAAUGUGAUUGUGUUGUUGCUGUGUUGUGAUGUGUGUGUAUAUGUGAUGGAUUGUAAACUCCUCAUGUGUUGAGUUUAGAAAAUAAGCUUUGGUCGUUGUAUGCUUUCUAAGGACAUAUUCAUAUUCUAGUUAAUUCUUGUUAGAAAAUGUACCUGGUUAUUAUUGUUACUGAUUACUCGGUUCUUGUUUGAGUACUAAUGCAUAUUAUUUUAGGAUGCUCAGAGAGUAUUGAAUGAGUAACUUUGUGAUUGAUCGAAUCUACAUGGGAAUUUUUCUCCUCUGCCUUUUAAAUCAAAGGUUGCUUUCCCAUACAGUGUUUGUUUUUCGAUUGCUUGUUUUGAAAUUUGAUUUUGUUGCUUGUUGCACUGUUUAAUAAGGUAUGUUCUUUUUUUGUCUAGUCAGAGGAUUUUUUUUCUUUUCUUUUUUGCUAUCCCUCCUAGUUCUUCCCUUGGUUUUCAUCAUUGUUACUGUAGCACUGAAUUCCCAGUUGAUCGGAUUUGUAUCCUACAUCCUCUUAGUUUUCUCCUUUUUACGUUUGUUUUUCCCUCCUCUCACUUACUUCAGUUGCAAGUUCAGUUAUUUAUGAUUCUAUACAUAUUCUAUAUUUUCAGCCGUUAAACGUGCUGAUGUAUGGGCUGGAAACAAUUGUUAUUUUCUUUUGGGUUUUGGUGUUUUGCCUGAGGCUCGUAUGUUCCCUAAACGGUAAUAUCACCUUUUCAUCUUUGGUUUAUAUUUAUAUCUUAUUUAAUUGUAUUGAUUAAAAUUUUCCUAACCCAGUUAAUCAUUUACCAUUAUUGUGUGUGCAGAGGUCUUUCUGCAUAAGAAAAUAAGAUUUUCCUUUGCAAUAUCUGUGUUAGUUUUCAGUUUGUUCUGGUGCCUUGAAGAAGGUUACAUAGUCAGACACCUAAUUUUGGAAGUUUUCUUGAAAAUAAUCUAGUCUAAUCCUUAAAUCAUAUAAUUUUUACCCUUCUAACAACUUGUAUUUGUCACUGUGUGCACCCUGCCUUUCGAUUUUGAACUGUAAUGUACUAUUAGUUCAGUAGGAAGUAACUCAAUUUUGGUGAAGUUCCCAUUAGGUUACUGCAUUUUUCUUUUACCCUUGUGUUAUUUCCUUCUUUUAUUGUAGCAACUAUGCUUAGUUUUGAAGGGGACUUAGCUAGUUUGGGUGAGUGGUGCUGUUACAUUUCAUGAAACUAGAAUGCUGUUUGAGGUACAGUUUAUUUUUUAAUCACUUAAUGUACUGACUUUGUAAGUGUUCUUAAAGGGACACUAUAAUAAAUGAAAGAUCAAUUGUUCUUCUCAGGUGAUUCAUAUACAGUAUAAGUGAGAAGUAGCACAGAUCUUAACAUAAUAUCAUUUUCCAACCUGAGUCUUGACAGUUUGAUAAUGAGAGAUACGAACAUUAACCAAAUCUGAUGAGUGCAGUCCUCAGUACACUCAUUACAUUUAUUUUAAAUUAAGAUUAAUCAGCAGGGCUGCCAAUUAUUUCCUAGAUCUGCUGCUUGGGUAGGCUUUGGUACAUGGUGCAAUCAAAUGAUAUUAGGGAUGAUCGUUUUUCCUGUUAUAGUGUACUGCUGUUUAUCAUUAUUGCUUCAGGUAUAUUUUCUUACCUGAAAAUGUCAAGUUUAUGAAAAUCUGUAAUGGUUUAUUUCCACCAAAAAUUUCAAAAAGAAAUGGACUGAUAAUGUGUCCUUACAAUUUAUCUAAUAAGGACAACUUAAAAAAGGCACAUUUAUUGUCUAGUUUUGUCUAUUUGACCCAAAGUAAGCAGGGAGAAGUGGAGGGUCUCAUAAUUUUUUUAAUUACAUCUAUCCCAAGGGUUGUUUUCUGUAGCAGCUGUAUGCAUGGCUUGGCUUUCUUUACUGGUGAUAUUGGUAGCACUUGACUUUCCAAAGCUGCUCAAAUUUGUGGAUGUCCAACUUACUUCAGACAAGUCUCCAGACUAGUAAGCACUAGUCUCAUGCUCCAGGACCAAAGGAGAAGACUGCAUGACAUGACAAAGAGCAAAUCAACUAUAUAUCAAGACAAUUUUCGUUUUUGUCCUGUUUCCCAUUAUGGUUUAGUCAUGGCCGCACCGCUUCUCUGAGUACCGCUGUACCGUCUUAUGAGAUGUGUGUGAAUUUUGAGGAUUUUACGUAGCUUAUUGAACUUCUAACAUCUGUUUAUACUACUUCAUGUAUAUCAAGAUGCUAUAAUUAUAGGGUACUAGGAUUUUAUGCUAACACAGGCACUUGGAAACCAAACUGACUUACUGGAAGAAAUUGCCUUGUGUUGCGCUGUGUGAUAAAGUUUGCGUUGUUCUGGUUUUAAAAAAGGAGAAUGACGCUCCAUUUGUUGUGAAAAUGUGUAAAUAUAUUUAAGAAAAAUUUAUCAUAAAGUCAAUAUCUUGCAAUUGUUCCAGAAAAUAAAAUAUUUAUAGGAAAAGCAAUGUUAUGGCUAGGAUAUAGACUUGUUUUACUAAAGAAAGAAUAUAUAUUGACUUGUUCACACCUUCCAA